Messenger RNA from Drosophila mauritiana, 1044 nucleotides. RefSeq lists its product as uncharacterized. The coding region runs from base 84 to 992 and encodes 302 amino acids. Gene Ontology annotation, molecular function: protein kinase A regulatory subunit binding. Gene Ontology annotation, cellular component: cAMP-dependent protein kinase complex. The record is from RefSeq and is a predicted model, not a curated record. The transcript has a single exon. NCBI's taxonomy places the organism in Eukaryota, Metazoa, Arthropoda, Insecta, Diptera, Drosophilidae.
AAAAGUUGUUAAAACAACAUUGCCAAUAUAACAAUAAUAGGAGUAUACGCAUUACUAAAUUUUGUCGUGGCCAGAUUUCAAAAAUGGAUCUUUUGUGCAAUGAUGGCGCUAGCUGUAUGGAUAUCUCCAGCCCCCACAACAAGAAACCACCGAGUCCAGGCAGUGGAGUCCCAGCAUUGGGACCAGGCGGAGCCCUACCCAUUGCCAUAGUACCCAGCAUAUCCAGCUUAGUCAACCAGUGCAACAAGCCGGCCUGCGAUGACGCUGAUAUGCAGUGCAUCAUCGACCUGAUCGAGGGCACACUCUGCGAAGCGGUGGCCAUUAUUGAGUCAGACCCGCGUGGUCUUUUUAUCUACAACUUUCCGAAAAGGCAAAAGAUGUCCUCCAUCAGCCUGAUCUCUUCAGUGUUCACUGACACCGUUGUGGCCAACGGAGAGGAUGAUCCCUCGAUCACAAAUCAUUACACGGGUGGCCUUGGCGUUUCGGCGGACUCCGUAUCCAGUGGCUUGGCGCGCAAGAUGCUGACCAUCGGGGACUUUGAGUACUCCAAUGCCAUUGCCGACAUUAGGGAUUUCGUCAGUCGCUGGGAACUGUCGCCGGACACCAAGUGCGUGGUGAUCAGCAAUCCGAUUCGACACGAGGUGGCCCAAAAGGGAACCAUUCUCUUUGUCGAUGCCCAUUUCUCUCGGCCAACACCCCGUUGUCCGAAUCCCCUGGCCGUCGCCAAGGUGCGUUUCAUCAUUUCCGUGUCCAAGAUUCUACUGAAGCACUAUCCCGUGAUGAUCACCUACCGCUUCGAGGGUUACAACACGCUCUAUUACGGCCUGGGCGAACGAUGCCUCAACUCGUUCACUUUUCAGCGAUUCUACAUCGACACCAUUCUGCACACCAAGCUGACCUUCUUCGCUGCGAUCUCGGAGUGUCGCCACGGCACCAUCGAAAAGCCCAAGCAUAAUAUCAAGCCGAAAAACUCAAAGAAAUCCGGCUCUUGAACAUUAUUUCACUAUUAAAACCCUUGUUUUGUGUCUUUCAAUUCCCCAAUUU